AUGAGACAUGAUUUUUUCCAUGAAAAAGACAUCAGAAUCAUUGAAAAGAUAGGGGAAGGAGCAUUUGGUUAAGUGUAUAAGGGAUUAUAUAAAGAUGAAGAAGUGGCAAUCAAGUUCAUGCAAGGUGCAUAAAUUUAAGAAACAUCAAUUAUGGAAAGUCUCAAGCACAAAAACAUUAUCAAAUUAUAUUAGUUAUAGUAUUUUAAACAAGGGAAUUGCCAGUAUUUGGUGAUGGAAUAUGCAGCAGGAGGUUCUUUGAAUGACUUUAUGAAGCAAAGCUUAGAAGAGUCAACAAUCAGUUAGAUCAUGCAUUCUAUUUUUACAGGAAUCCAAUAUCUUCAUUCUAAGUAGAUAAUACAUCGUGAUAUUAAGCCUGAUAAUAUCUUAAUAAAAAAUACAGAAGAUCUUUCAAGUAUCAAGAUUGCUGACUUCGGUUUAAGUUAUUAAUACAAACCUGAAAUUCGUUACUACUAGACUGUGUCGUAAUAAUGUGGAACCUUUAUAUAUAUGGCACCAGAAUAAAUUUUAAACAAAGCAUAUAACAAAGCUGUUGACAUGUGGUCUUGUGGUGUUGUGCUUUAUAUGCUUUUAAAUUAAGGAAAGCAUCCUUUUUAUCCUAGAAUUUUUACAAAAAAAGAAUUUAUUAAUAGUUUCCCUGACUUGAAAUAUGAACAACCUUUGCAUGCAUCUCCCCUUGCAAGAGACCUUUUAUAUAGAUUGCUAUAAUUUGAUCAAGAUUCUCGAUAUACUGCAUCUCAAGCAUUAGUUCAUCCAUGGAUUACUCGAAAAUUUAAUGAUCCCAUUCCUAUGAGUGUUAAGCAAUUCGGAAUAUGUCAAGAACUAAAAAAAAAAAUUUUUUAAUAAUUAUAAUCGAUAUUGUUUAUAAUACAAUUACAGCAAAGAUCAAUCAAGCAAUCUCCCAUAUAAUCUAGAAAAGAUCUGACGGAAUUUAAGAUUUCAAUUGCUGAAUCUGAUGAGGAUAACUUUGAUCAACAAAAUCUAGAUACAAUAAGUCCCAGAAAUUAAUAAUUCUUAAACAAAUUAUCAAUAACUAGACCUAAUAAAAUAUCCAAAUCUUAUAGAACUCUCAACAGCAUACCUCAAAAAGAAAAGCAUUAUCGCUUAAAUGCAAUUCUUAACCAAACUAAUGAAUCUAAUCAAGAAUUAAAGAUUUUAAAGCUUCAUCAACAAUUAAGCAUAGAUAAUGAGCAUAUCAUCAUUCCAAUUGAUCCAGAAUCUCCAAAAAAAAAUCUUAAAGUUGUUCAAUCCAACAAGGUUCUUCUUCCUGCGUUAUCAGAAUCUACAUAGACUUCUCUAAGUCCUGUUAAAAUAAAUAAGGUACCAAUAGUAAAGCAGAACUCAUUUAGAAAAACUGAGUCUUCGUUUUUCUUAGGAUUAAAUAGAAUUAAUAAUGAUUCAGCCUAAGAGUCAGGUACAUUCAAAAGCAAAGCAGAAAUUCAUGAUAGAGGCUCAAUUCCAUCUCUAAACACUCAAAGGGUAACUACAAGAAAUAGUACUAUAAGUUUAGUAGCAUCUCCUAAAUGUAAAUUCAUACACUAGAACAAUCUUCUUAUUCCAAAGAAAAUAAUAUGA
Paramecium tetraurelia is the source of this 1593-nucleotide messenger RNA. RefSeq lists its product as uncharacterized. The transcript has 5 exons. Gene Ontology annotation, cellular component: cytoplasm; autophagosome. The record is from RefSeq and is a predicted model, not a curated record. Gene Ontology annotation, biological process: autophagy; protein autophosphorylation; autophagosome organization. Gene Ontology annotation, molecular function: protein serine/threonine kinase activity; ATP binding. NCBI's taxonomy places the organism in Eukaryota, Ciliophora, Oligohymenophorea, Peniculida, Parameciidae.